UUCAUACACAAUGAGACAUUUUCUGAGGGUCCCUCAGAACGUAGUGCUCUCGCAUGGAAUGAGAUGUUCCCCCAGCGAGGCGGUUACUUCAGUCAUCCUGUGAUAGCACCUGAACGAAGCACCAUGUCCGUCUUUCACCAACUGCAUUGCGUGGAUAUGUUGCGUCUUGGCUUCUACCAAUUCUACGAUGCGGCCGUUUCAGGCGUUCAAAUCAUGCCGAAUGAUCCCCAGAUGAAGUACAGCCCCGCACAUAUGCGUCACUGUAUUGAUCUGUUGAGACAAAGUCUAAUGUGUCUUGCUGAUACGACGAUUGAGAUCAAGGAGGGACCACGGGGGGCAAAGGGAUUUGGAACUACACAUCAGUGUCGAGAUUGGGACCAGCUUGUUUCGUGGACUACGAAGUGGCAGCUUGAGGAUACAAUGCCACCAAAGGGUGUUCUUGGUGCUUAA
Messenger RNA from Mollisia scopiformis, 450 nucleotides. RefSeq lists its product as uncharacterized. Gene Ontology annotation, biological process: mycotoxin biosynthetic process. The transcript is spliced from 2 exons. The record is from RefSeq and is a predicted model, not a curated record. The annotation marks the transcript as partial. Lineage: Eukaryota; Fungi; Ascomycota; Leotiomycetes; Helotiales; Mollisiaceae.